Messenger RNA from Staurois parvus, 339 nucleotides. NCBI's taxonomy places the organism in Eukaryota, Metazoa, Chordata, Amphibia, Anura, Ranidae. The record is from the annotation of a GenBank genome assembly.
CUGAUAGACGGCACUGACUGGCAUCACUGCUGGGCACUGACUGGCGGCACUGACUGGCACAACCCCUGGGCACUGACUGGUGGCAUUGACUGGCAGCACUGGUGGGUGGCACUGGUGGGUGGCACUGGUGGGUGCACUGCUGGGCACAGGUGGGUGCACUGCUGGGCACAGGUGGGCGGAACUUGCGGGUGGUACUGCUGGGCACCGAUCAUCAGGGCACUGAUCAUCAGUGCCCUGAUGAUCGGUGCCGAUCCCCGCUCUGACAACUGCCGGUUCUCGGCAGUACUUUCCUCACGAUCUGACAGCGUGAGGAAAGUGCAGCCGAGAACCGGCACUUGC